AUGGAGCCAGGGAUUGUUCUUGACAGCUCCGUGGGAUUCUCGGGGUGCACUCAGUCGGCCGGGGUGCGGGAGGAGACCCCGGGGGAAGAGGCUAAGGGCGGAGAGGGGAGCACUGCGAUGUCCAAGCUGAGAGAAGAGGACAGUCCCGCGGCGGAGGAGACGAGGGUGGCCGGGGAGGAGGAUGGAGAGACCCGGGGGAACGCGGAAGAUGAGGGGAAAUACGAGGAGGAGCUGGAUCCUAGAAUACAGGAAGAGCUGGAGCAUCUGAACCAGGCCAGUGAAGAGAUCAACAAACUGGAGCUGCAGCUGGAUGAUGCCCGCUCCAGCUACAGGAGGAUCCUGACAGACUCGGCUCGGAGGCUGAACGCUCAGGGCUCAGCGCUGGGAACAUGCAUUGAGAAAGCACGGCCCUACUACGAGGCCCGCAGACUGGCCAAGGAGGCACAGCAGGAGACCCAGAAGGCUGCCCUGCGGUAUGAGCGGGCCGUGUCCAUGCACUCUGCUGCUAGGGAGAUGGUCUAUGUGGCUGAACAGGGGCUGCUGGCAGACAGGAACACCAUGGAUCCCACCUGGCAAGAGAUGCUCAACCACGCCACAGCCAAGGUGAACGAGGCAGAGGAAGAGCGGCUCCGCAGUGAGAGAGAACAUCAGAGGGUCACUCAGCUGUGUCAGGAGGCUGAGGCCAGGGUCCAGACUCUUCAGAAGGCCCUCAAGAAGGUCAUCCUCAAGUCCAAACCAUACUUCGAACUAAAGGCCCAGUUCAACCAUAUCCUGGAGGAGCACAAGGCUAAAGUGGUGCACCUGGAGGAGCAGGUUUCUAAAGUGAAGACACGUUACUCUGUGGCCCUCAGGAACCUGGAGCAGAUUAGUGAACAGAUCCACGCUCAGAGAGGCCGGAUCACAGACACCAGCAGAGGGAACCAUGUGAUGUGUGGAGGUCGCAGCUCUCCUGUGGGGGCUGAGGCAGAGGUCCGGGCCAGUGUCAGUGUACAGGUGGGGUCUACGUCUGCAUUAAUAGCAUUUACUAUGGGAGGAGCCAACAGCGACUGGGCGCAGCAGUGGGUGGAGCGUCACCGUCAGAGUGGGUGGGGCCAUGCGGAGCAGGAGGGUGGUCUCGAGGGUCCUGAGGGCUCCGACCGCUUAUCCGUCAUCAGCCUGCAAACCAUCGCCUCGGACCUGGAGAAGUGCGACUCUGUGGAGCACCUGGGCGACAUGAGUGACUGCGGCAGCGUGCGGGGUGAGGGCUGGGAGAGGAGAGGAGCCCACCACAGCCGGCCACUCAGCACCCUGCUCCCAGCUACUGCUGCUCCUGUAGAGGUGGGGGGGGGGGAGGCAGGGGUAGUCCAGGGGGCGGCGCACAGGGACCCCAUAGAGCAGCCCACACCGGUCAGGAAAGAGAGGAGGGAGAGCUUCGUCAAACAGCAUCAUAGGAGUGUCAGCCUAUAG
This is a messenger RNA of Periophthalmus magnuspinnatus, 1446 nucleotides long. RefSeq names its product SH3-binding domain protein 5-like, b (gene sh3bp5lb). Gene Ontology annotation, cellular component: cytoplasm. Gene Ontology annotation, biological process: negative regulation of protein tyrosine kinase activity; intracellular signal transduction. Gene Ontology annotation, molecular function: protein kinase inhibitor activity. Bases 1 to 1446 code for a protein of 481 amino acids. The record is from RefSeq and is a predicted model, not a curated record. Lineage: Eukaryota; Metazoa; Chordata; Actinopteri; Gobiiformes; Gobiidae. The transcript is spliced from 7 exons.